GAGCCACGAAAAUUCCGUAUACUCUGUAAAUUUUUACGUACAGCAAACACUUAUAUAGAUCCAAUCACACCUAUAUAGCUAUAUACAUAUAUAUAUAGCGGUCGCAUCUCUUUCAUAACCUCCGCACGUAUCUACUGUAGUCGUAAAGUGCGGAAGAAAAGCUACUUUGUAAAUGAACAAGUAUGAAAGAAUUUUUUGCAACAGUCAUAACUUAUUAACUAUUAAAUUUUAUCGAAAUUUAUUUCGUUAUAUAAUUUGUCUUUACAGAAAGCAAAAUAUGAUUUUUCACACAGUAUAGUCAUGUAAGAGUUUGAAACUUGAAGGUAACCAUCGACCAAUAAAAAAUGCAAAAUGAAAUUAUAGUUUAACUGGAAAAACAUCGCUAUAACAUAUUAUUGGAUUUAAUUAAAUGUCUUUAGAAAAAAAAAAAUAUGUUCACUAGAAUCAUCAGGCAAUCAGUGCCAUUAGGUGGAAUAUGCAAGUCAUAUAGCAACAGGACAUGCAGACUGCAUAAUAAUAUGAAAUUAAGCUUGAAGUAUGUACAAAGUAGCAGACAGUAUGGUAAAACACCUAGCUUGCUACUUGCGAAUCAGCAGAGUCCAAAAGAAAAAUUAACAGAAAUAAAUAAUGAAAUUAAUAAGGAACCUAACACAGACAAGAACAAUGAAACUCAAAAAGAUUCACAAGAAAGAAGUGAUCAAAAUCAGGAGAAGCCCAAAGAAGAAAGCAGAUCUGAAGAUGAAAAGGAUGAUAAACGAAAAGGCAGAUCAUCUGUCUUUGCAAAAGCACUGGUUUUGCAUGCUUUUGAAAAUGCUCGCAAAAAGGAAAAAGAAACGUUUUUAGAGUGUCUGCGAAUGUACCAAAAUCAACCAGGAAUAAAGCAGGAGCGUGUCCCUUUCAUCUAUACUGCUUUAAAGUACAUGGAAGAAUUUGGAGUACACAAAGAUUUGUCAGUGUACAAGCAACUAAUAGAUAUCUUCCCAAAACAAAAAAUGAUACCAAGUAACUUAUUCCAGGGAAUGUUUCUUUACUAUCCAAAAGAGCAGUACUGUGCAACAGCUGUUCUAGAGCAAAUGGAAGACAACGGAGUAAUCCCGGAUCCUGAAAUGGAAUUAAUGCUGCUGAACAUAUUUGGCAGGCAUGGAAUGCCACUGGAAAAGUACUGGAAGAUGAUGUACUGGCAGCCCAAGUUUAAAAACUUAAAUCCAUGGCCUGUUCCUCAACCUAUUCCAACCGAUCUCAGGGAGUUAGCUUGGUACGCUAUGAACAAAAUUUCUUCCAUUGAUGUCAGGAGUGUUGUCACUGAUUUUAACACUGAAGAUGUACCGGACUCUAUAGACAAAACGUGGAUUGUAUCCGCCAUGGCUCCAGAUCAAAGUGAAUUACUGAAAAAACACGACAAGAGCAAGCCAAUCUAUGUAGAAGGACCUUUUCAAAUUUACGUGUCUAUUCAUGCAAUGGACUAUUUUACUCUAAGAACUGAUCCCAUACACGACAGAAAAUUUCCAGAAGAAGAUACUGAUGACGUAAAAAAACUAAGAAACCCCUAUACGGAAAUUAGAACAUCCGAAGUGAUAUUGCCACCGACUGUCCACGAGCAAGAAGACGGAACGAUAUUCGCCAACUGCUGUACCGGCACGUCGUCGAAAGACUCCCUUCUAUCGUGGAUUCGUUGUCUGCAAAAGGAUAAUCCAGUUCUAGCCGAGAUCCCCAUCGUCUUUACUCUGAGGAAACAAUUCCAGGACGAACGCUACCUCGACAGCGGCAACAAACAGCAAGUUCCCGACUCGGAAUCGAAGAAAGACGACGACGAUAAGCUCCUGCAGUGAUGAUAGUUUUUCUCUCUUAGAGACAAACUCAAAUAGUCGAAAUCCGAUACAUAAAUAUUUUUAUCUCGUCCGAUUAGACGCUGUAUCAUAAAUCUGUAUAUAUUAUCUCGUUAAGUUUGAAAAUAUACAAAAGUUUUUUAAGAUAAGAUA
Messenger RNA from Nasonia vitripennis (jewel wasp), 1979 nucleotides. RefSeq names its product evolutionarily conserved signaling intermediate in Toll pathway, mitochondrial (gene ECSIT). NCBI's taxonomy places the organism in Eukaryota, Metazoa, Arthropoda, Insecta, Hymenoptera, Pteromalidae. The record is from RefSeq and is a predicted model, not a curated record. The transcript has 3 exons. Gene Ontology annotation, cellular component: mitochondrion. The coding region runs from base 432 to 1829 and encodes 465 amino acids.